CUGAUCAGCAGUGUGAGACUGAGGGUUUAAGACUCGGACUAAACCGGAUCUGUGGAUCUGGAGCAACACCAACACUCUCAGUACUGGAGGUAGUUGUGGACAUGCUGAUCCGUGUCUCUCUCAGUCUGGUGUGUGUGUUGGGACUCCUGAACACACACACACUCGGAUCCGAGCUCAGUACCCCGCCCGACGGAGCAGAGCUGGCGGUGCUCCCUCACUUCACUGAGUGCCGUUCCAGGGAGCAGGAGACGUUCCGAUGCUGGUGGAGCUCCGGCACGCUGUCGAACCUCAGUGAACCCGGAGCGCUCGGCGUCUUCUACAGAAAGGGGCAGCACGGGGAGUGGCACGAGUGUCCUGAAUACACCCCGUCGGUUCUGAACGAGUGUUACUUCAACAAGACCUUCACCAGCGUGUGGACGGUUUACUGUCUAGAACUACGUUCAACCACUCAGAACGUCACCUACCACAACAAAUGUUUCACCGUGGAGAACAUUGUGUACCCCGACCCCCCCGUCGGCCUGAACUGGACUCUGCUGAACGUCAGUCGCUCGGGGCUGAACUUCGACGUUCUGGUCCACUGGACGCCGCCGCCGUCUGCCGACACUCAGAUGGGCUGGCUGAACCUGAAGUACGAGGUUCAGUAUCGGGUCCAAAACUCCUCCCACUGGGACAAGCAGGAUUUGGAAAGCGGUACCCAGAAGUCCAUUUACGCUCUGAACACCCACAAUAACUACGAGGUCAGAGUUCGCACCAAACUCUCCUCGUUUGAGAAUUUCGGUGAAUUCAGUGAAAGCAUCUUCGUACAGGCACCGCCGAUUCUGAAUCCAGUUGAAUCAACGUUCCCGAUAAGGAUGGUUCUGAUCGUCAGUGUGAUCAGUCUGCUGAUCCUCCUCACCCUCCUCGUCCUCUCACAACAACAGAGAUUAAUGGUGAUUUUGCUGCCUCCUGUUCCAGCUCCCAAAAUUAAAGGGAUCGAUCCGGAGAUUUUAAAGAAAGGGAAACUGGACCAGCUGAAUUUCUUGCUCAGCAAUCAGCACAUGUACAAACCCGACACGUAUCCCGACGACUCCUGGGUGGAGUUCAUCCAGAUCGACCUGGAUGAAGCGCUGGAGAAAGACGAGAGCUCGGACACGCACCGCCUGCUUGGCCCCGCCCAUCACGGCUCCGCCCACUGCCUGAGGUCCGCCCACAAAGGCGACGACGACUCGGGGCUGGAGAUGGAGACUGACCGCGAGGAGCGUCACCCGCUGGUCGGCAGGAGCGAUUCGACCCCCACCUCCGAAUCCCAAAUCAACAUGGAGAUGCGAAGCGAGGGCGGGAAGAAUUGGGCCAACAUGGACUUUUACGCCCAGGUGAGCGACGUCACGCCUGCAGGGGGCGUCGUCCUCGCUCCGGAGCAGCAGAUCACCACGCCGGUUAAGAAGAAGGACGAAAAGCAUGGAGAGAAGAAGAAUAAUCUGCACGUCCAGCUCAUCGUGGUGGAACCUGACGGAGGAUAUUCGUCAGAGAGCGCCGCCCGCCAGGUUUCCCCCGAAUCCCCGUCCACUCCGGAUCCAGAUCAGCCGUACCACGUUCUUCCUUCCGAGCCAGAAAAAGAGCGCCCCCUACCUUCCACGUUCCCUCCUCUGUCGGAAUACACUGUGGUGCAGGAAGUGGACGAGCAGCACAGCGUCCUCCUGAACCCUAGUUCCGCACCAGCAUCCCAACCCCAAAAUCCUUCGAAAUGCCCCCCCGUGCCCAUCGGGUACCUCACGCCGGAGCUGCUGGAUAAUUUCAGCCCUUGAACGCGUCACGCCCGAACGCUCUGCUUGGAUCCGGAGUUUCCGUUGUCUGGUUCCGUCCAGACGUCGGACACGUACGUAACAUUUCAGUAAUAUGUUCUGCGAAGAAAUGUGUGCAUGGUCGCCCCCUGGUGGUCGUAACCAACAAACUAAGUGGGUUGCUCGUGAUUUUCGGAUUGUCCAUAAAGUGCAGGCAUGAGUUUACUCUGUACUGGGCAUGUGCUGAUGAUAUAAUCACAUAUAAUCAUGAUAUUUACCAUGUGAAGGGGAAAAAGUGCCUCAAUCCCUCAAAAUAUUAUUAAUACUAUAGUCCUAACGGAGUUAAUUUUGUAGUUUAUGAUUACAUAAUAAUAUCAUACACAGCACACAAUACACAAUGUCCCAAUAUCAACUGACACAAAGUUUACUUUCCAUACAGACGCUUAAAAAUAAGGGACAGCAUGUCCUCUAGGUGGCGAUAGUGUGCUAGUAUUAUAGAGUUGAGUAUUUAAAUCGUUCUAAUUAAAACAGACCCGCAAGGAAUCCCCAUUUCAUCCAUCUUGACCACAGAUUUCGUUUUCUGAAGCGCAUCAUGAGCCUCAGUGGUCGGUCACCUUAGUGGACCGGACUAUAGGUGGCGCUAGAGUGCAGCGGUCACAGCCAAUCACAAGGAUAAUCUGUAGUACUUAAAGGUACGUUUGAUUUGCUGAAAAUCUCCAACAAUUUGAAAGAAUUCACACCAAAAACAGAGACGUUUACCCCGACCCGCUCGCUCCACAGGAUCAUCCGAUGGAUUUUCAGACCCUGGUGUUCCGUCCGAAGACACGACUGUACGAAACGAACGCCGAACGUUUGUUCUACUGGCGGCUCACACAAGCAGCUCGAAAUUAAAUAAAAAAAUAAUAAUUCAGCCUGAAUUCAGCUGAAUUUGAAUUGAGAAUGUGAUCCUGUACGUAACAGAAAAGAAACACUUUAUUUUUCCACAAUUUAGUCAUAUCCGAUUUUCAAUUGUGAAUCCGCUGCCGCUUUCACAACCUUCAUUUGAUUACAUCUACAUUUUCGGCAUUUAGCCUUUAUCCAAAGCGUCUUACAGUACUGUGACAGCAUACAGUCUGAGCAAUUGAGGGUUAAGGGCCUUCCUCAAGGGCCCAACAGCUGGCAGUGGUGGGGCUUGAACCAGUGACCUUUUGAUUACUAGUCCAGUACCUUAAUCACUAGGCUACAACUGAUUAAGGACGGCCGGAUCACCACUGUGAGUCGUAUUGCAUGUGGAGAGCCAUGCUAUGCUCCAUGUAACCUCCCCACCCCCAAUCGCGCAGACACCCGGACUGGCACCAGAGAGAGCAUAUCGCAGCAGCAGCGAUUCGAGACGUCCCUACGCUCCCUCACUCAAACAUGAUCAGUUGUGUUUGUGUGGACGCCCGGCCAGGUCGGCAGCUCUGCUACGAUUCCAAAUCACGAGUCCCAAAGCUCCGACUGCUGCACCACCCGUGCACCGAAAAUUCGUUCGUAUUAAAAUACAAUUUUACAAUAAAGAUGAAAACUAGAGUUUUGAACAUUGAAGUGUUUGUUGUGGUGAAAUAUUGUGAUAUUUUUAAUAAAACACGUCUGAAUAUCCGCACAUGCCCAGUUCCCGACGAGCUCAUGCAGAACGCACACUUCAGGACGAGGGACGUUCCCGCCGCGACAGAGUCGUAUUUCUCUCUGACGCCGGUCCUUGAAAACUGCAUCGCCUGAUUUAUGGGAUUGAUUUUAUUAUCGGUCACAAACCCACAGCGCGGAUCGGUCCCUGCAUCGACCGAAAGCGCAGGAGGAGCGGAGAGAGGAUCAGCUCCGUCUGCAGCUCAGGGACUCGAUCUGGGCUCUGAGAUGUACUGGUGAUGGGGGGUACGUCCAAACUACAAAGGGAACGAGGGGCGGUCCGGCGGCUUUAACGCUCAUGUAUUUGAUACUGCAGGCCUUGAUGCUGAAGCCUCUUGUCUUAAUGAACUGAAAUGAAGUUGCACAGACGUUCUGCUCACGGCCUUCAAGCACGUAGCAGCUUUCUGACGACCUGACGACGCGAGGAGGAAAAACGUCGAGAACGGUGGGACACGACCGGCAGGACGAGCUGCUAAUCAGACGGAAAAUAUUCAUAUAUUAUGUUUAAACAGUAAUCGUGAAUGAAACCGAGUGUGUUUCUGCAUUUAGGAUGUUUAAGUUCAGUUUAUUAAUCAUAAUUACUGAUUUAUAAUCACUCGAGCUCUUCAAUCCUCCCAAACUGUUUAUAACAUGUAGGCAUGUGCUGAUAAUCAGUAUACACCAAUCAGCCAUAACAUUAAAACCACCUCCUUGUUUCUACACUCACUGUCCAUUUUAUCAGCUCCACUUACCAUAUAGAAGCACUUUGUAGUUCUACAAUUACUGACUGUAGUCCAUCUGUUUCUCUACAUACUUUGUUACUCCCCCUUUCACCCUGUUCUUCAAUGGUCAGGACCACCACAGGACCCCCACAGAGCAGGUAUUAUUUAGGUGGUGGAUCAUUCUCAGCACUGCAGUGACACUGACAUGGUGGUGGUGUGUUAGUGUGUGUUGUGCUGGUACGAAUGGAUCAGACACAGCAGUGCUGCUGGAGUUUUUAAACACUGUGUCCACUCACCGUCCACUCUAUUAGACACUCCUACCUAGUCGGUCCACCUUGUAGAUGUAAAGUCAGAGACGAUCGCUCAUCUACUGCUGCUGUUUGAGUCGGUCAACUUCUAGACCUUCAUCGGUGGUCACAGGACGCUGCCCACGGGGCGCUGUUGGCUGGAUAUGUUUGGUUGGUGGACUAAUCUCAGUCCAGCAGUGACAGUGAGGUGUUUAAAAACUCCAGCAGCGCUGCUGUGUCUGAUCCACUCAUACCAGCACAACACACACUAACACACCAGCACCAUGUCAGCGUCACUGCAGUGCUGAGAAUCAUCCACCAGGAGGUGGAGGUGUGCAGCAGUAGAAAUGAAAUACGAUCAGCAGAGGUUGCUGUGCACAGGGGAUUUGAGUAUAUCCAAAGCUGGAUGAUGCCAAAACAAUAGAAGGGUAUUAUAACAGUCUCUUAGUGUUGAUAACAAUAGGGGGAGUGUAUAACAGCAUAUGCCUACAUUGUAAAUAAUAAUAUAUUUUUAUUCUGAAACGUUUUGGAAUGAGAGGAAUGAGUGAUUUUGAACGCACCCCGCCGUGCUGCAUUCACUAACAUGUUUCUGUCCUGUAUGUUUAACAGAUAAGCUAUAUUUCAAUUUAAAGAGCUCAUAAUGGGUUUGUGUUUGUGAUCAGAUUCCAAGUGUUAGCGGGAAGAGGGGAGGGGGCUUUCUGAACAGGCUUGACUUACUCUAUAUGGCCAAAAGUAUGUGGACACCUGACCAUGGGCUUAUUAGUCGUCCUACUCCAAAACCAUAAUAAAUUAAUAUAAAUAAACAUGAAUGUAAAUAUCCUUUCCUUCCCUCUGUGUGACUGUAAAAGCCUCCAGUCUUUUGAAGUGCUUUCCACAAGGUUUUGGAGUGUGAAUGUGGGAAUUUGUGUGCAGUCAGUCGAAAGAGGGGUGUCUACAUUCUUUCGGACAUAUAGUGAAUCUUCACAAGAGCCAAAGUUCAUGUGGGUGCGACUUCAACAUUCUAGAGUGUGUUAAGCGUUAGAAUGAAUAUAAAUAUCUAUAAAACAUAUAUUUUUAUUACUCUGUCGAUCUGUGCCAGCCUAGAUGCCUCCAUAAUGCCAACAAAUGCAAACGCUUUAAAGCUUUAAGUCGCUCGGUUUGAUUUGACGGGCGUAGCUUUAUAUUCAGUAUUACUCCUCAUCCUGCAUGAAAACAGACGUCGUACAUAAAGCAACACACCUGAUGCCUGGAUGGUACCUGCACUGUCCGGAUUUUACACCCCUGCCUACUGCUGCCACCCGUGUGUGCCUGUCGGUCUGUACUUCAGCUGCUGGAGAGAUAACGAGUGCCAAAAACAUACAAUUAAGUCAGAAGUUUAUGCACACUUAUCGAGGACUUGCCGUGGAUCCGUACAGACAGUUGUUCUAAAUCUGGAGGGUCAUGCUCUGCUCUGUGUGUUCCUCCACCACUCACAGCAGCACCUGGACCAGACAGCAGGAGUCGCUGUUUCAUCAGCAGUGAGGAGAAUUCGGUGUGUCGCAUAUUUUUCAGGUUUUUAAUGAACCCACAAAAACACAUAAAGGUAUUAAAUGUGUGUUUUUGUUUUCCGAUCCUUCAGUCACAGAAACAAACCAAAUGGAGUGUAUGUAAACUUCUGAGCUGUGCUGUGUGUGAGUGAGCCACAGUGUGUUUAUGUACCUGCUUCAGGUGUGUCUGAGCACGAGUGUGUGUGUGUGUAUGUGUGUAGGUGUUUAAGUGUGUAUCUAGGUGUGUGUGUGUGUAGGUUUGUUAGUAUGUGUGUGUGUGUCUGAGGUGCAUUUAUAUGUGUGUGUAGGCAUGUGUGUGUAUGUGUCUUAGUGUGUGUGUGUGUGUAGAUUUGUGUGUGCAGAUGCGUUCAUGUGUGUUUGUAUAAGUGUAGGUGUGUGUAUGUGUGUGUGUCGGCGUGUGUUGGUUUGUGUGUGUGUGUGUGUGUGUGUGUGUGUGCGAGUGUAGAUGUAUGUUUGUGUGUGGGUAGCUGUGUAUGUGUUGGUGUGUGUAUGUGUGUUUGUGUAGGUGUGAAAGUGUUGUGUGUAUGUGUUUGUAGGUGUGUGUGUAGGUGUAUGAGUGUGUAUUUGUGUGUGUGUGUAUGUGUGUAGCUGUGUGUGUAGCUGAGUGUGUGUGUGUGUGUGAAAUCUUGUCAGGAUCGAUGCUGCUCAGUAACAAAAGUGUCUUAAACCACAGAACUCUGGUAUCAGAUUAUCAGACUGGACCUCAGAUCUCAGAUCGGACUUUUAUCUGACAUGAACGUGUGUGAUGUUGAUCAGAACUCAGCUAGCUGUUAGCUUCAAUUAGCCUCGUAGCAUCUGUGCUAAACUGUUUAACCACGCCGGAUGAUUUUCGGCCAGACGGUCCUCACACACCACUGAGCAUCUCACUCUGGGUUUAUUAUCAGAUCGGUGCUGAUCGGAUCCGUCUGAUAUUGAGGAUAAAAGAAAGGGACUGGUGCAUUGUUAGCAUCUAUGCUAAUUCUGGACUGUACUGUGCUAUCGUUAGCGCUGAUUUCGCUGCUGCUUUCAUCCCAGAAAACAUCAGUACGGGCCCUCGGUGUUGGCCCCUGACGGACGUGUGCUCGAGGGCUAACCUCUGGUCCCAGGCGCCCCGUACUGGUGUGUGUUUACUGGGAUUUUUCACUUCGUGCUCGUGCCGGUCGGUGUGAUGAGGAAGCUUCAGAUCUUCUCUCAGUAUUUUUAUGAACUGAUGAUGUGAGGUGAGUGAGUGAGUGAGUGUUUCCAUCGUUCUGGUGUUUGGAGGACGUGUUUUAGUUCAUUGUGCAGCAUGAAGCUGAAAAUAAAUAUUAAAAUAUUAUAAAUGUUAUUUUUCUGCAGCUCAAUAAAAGCUUUCCUGCUUCACGA
Trichomycterus rosablanca is the source of this 7259-nucleotide messenger RNA. It is a transcript of the gene ghra, whose product is annotated as growth hormone receptor a. The transcript is spliced from 9 exons. The record is from RefSeq and is a predicted model, not a curated record. Lineage: Eukaryota; Metazoa; Chordata; Actinopteri; Siluriformes; Trichomycteridae. Bases 102 to 1784 code for a protein of 560 amino acids. Gene Ontology annotation, molecular function: protein binding.